Plasmodium adleri (nom. inval.) is the source of this 8280-nucleotide messenger RNA. Its product is annotated as sporozoite and liver stage asparagine-rich protein. The transcript is spliced from 3 exons. NCBI's taxonomy places the organism in Eukaryota, Apicomplexa, Aconoidasida, Haemosporida, Plasmodiidae. The record is from RefSeq and is a predicted model, not a curated record. Bases 1 to 8280 code for a protein of 2759 amino acids.
AUGAGAAAAGGGAAACCCAGACAUGUGCCUAUGUUUUUAAGAAGCGAAAAUAAAAGAAUAUUUUUUAGCUUUUUUUCAUAUUUCAUGCCAAAGAAUGAUUUGAAUUUUAUUUUUGAGCAUUUCGAUAUCGGAUUAAUCGUACUAACUAAAAUACAUAAUAUCCGCAAAAAGUAUGAAGAGGAAAGAAAUAAUAUGAAAAAUGAAGAAUAUAAAUCCGAUGGAGAUGAUAUGAAAAUAUUUGAUGAAAAAUUAAAGAACUUUUUUUUAAAUUAUAAAAUUAAUCCUAACAUUGAAGAAUCUAAUGAUACUAACAUAUCUAAGAAGGAAAAAAACAAUAACAAUAAUGAUAAUAAUAAUAAAAAAAAAAAAAGAAACUAUACAUUAAAUAAUGAAUGCAAACAAAAUAAUGCACAUAAAAAGGUUAUGAAUAAAUCAAAUUCAUGUUCUUCAAAUAAAAAAAAUGAAAAAAAACAAGACAAUAUAAAUGACAAAAAAAAAAAUAAAUUACACAAUAUGAAUAAUGAAAGGGAAUGCAAUACAAAUAAAGAAAUAAAUAAUGACAUUCAACUAAUGUACAUAUAUAAUAAUGAACAAGAGAAAAUACAUAAUUUGGAUAGCCAAUCUUAUUUGCCUUAUGAUAAACAAAAAGGAAAGGAAAAACAAGAAGAAUCCUUAUAUAAAUGUGAGGACAUAUUAAAAAUGAAGAGUACAACGGAGGAUCGAAAUAAAAAGGAAGACGUAACAAAAAGGAAAAAAACAAAAAUUAAUAAUACAACACAAAAUAAUAAUAAUAAUAAUAAUAAUAAUUAUGACAAUAUUGAUGAUGAUGAUGAUAUAAUAAUUAGGAAUGAAGAAAAUUGUAUAAAUAGUAUUCAACAUAAUGAAAGAGAAAUAAAUAAUAACACACAAAAAACUAAAUCGCUGGAAGAUAAUCAAUAUAUAAUAAAUUAUAAUGAUAAUAAUGAAAUAUCAUACAACCAUAAACAUUUAGCCUUAUUAGAUAAUAAAAAUGAAGAACAAGAAAACAAUUUUAUUGUAAAUAAUAUGAAUAAAACAAAAAAUGCAAUUAAUAUAAAAGAAAACCUUGAACAUAUUAAAGAUAAUAAAAAGGAUGAAAUAAAAAUGGAAAGAGAAACAGAUGAUAUAUACAUUUCUAUGAAAAAAAAAAAUGAAACAUAUAAAAAAUUCAGCAAAAGAAUGAAUAGAAGAAAAAUUAGUGAACUUGUAAAUUAUCAUGAUGAUUAUUGUUUUUAUAUUACAGAUUUAUGUAAAAAAGGUACUAUGUUAUCAUUAAAAAAAAAUGAAUUAUUUAAUCAAAAAAAUGAUAAAAUCAAUAUCUUAUCAUCUGUAAAAUAUUUUAAUAAACCUAUACAAUUUAAUCAAAUUAAUUGGAAUUUAAAUAAUUUAUGUACAAUAAAUAAUAUUUAUACAAAGCUAUAUGAUGAACAUAUAAAUGACAAUAUUAUUAAUACAACACCAAACAUACAAACUAUUAUUAAAGAGAAAUAUUCACAAACAUCAUCUAUCAUGUUAGGAAAUGAACAUAUACAAAAUGGUUAUCAAAAUGGUAACCUCAAUAUUAAUAAUAAUGACACAAAUAUAAAUAAUAAUAAGAAGAAGAAGAAUGACACAAGUAUGAAUCAUAAUAAUAUAUGUACUAAUAACAAUAUUAAUAAUAAUGACAUAAGUAUUAAUCAUAAUAAUAACAAUUAUUAUUAUUUUAUGAAUAAUUAUAUGCAUAAUAAUAACAACAAUAAUUAUUACUGUUAUUAUAUGAAUAACACCAACCAUGUUAAUAAUUACUAUAAUAAUAUUUAUAUACAAAAUGAUCAUGAUCAUAAUAAUGCACCCAUUUUACAACACAUGAACAAUUAUCUACCUCAUAUUAAUCAUAUUAAUGAUAUAUGUUAUAUUCACUCAGAAAAAAAUGAAUAUACAAAAAUAUCAAAAAAUAAUCAAAUGAACAAUAUAAAUCAUCAACAAUCAAAUGGAAAAAAUCAAAAUGAUUUAUCAAAUAAUAUAAAUAAUAAUGAUGAAUAUUACAAUCUUAAUGAACAGAAAAUAUUAAAUGAUAAAAAUAAAUCACAUAUAAAAUGUGAUAUAACUCAAAAAUGUGAUAUAACUCAAAAAUGUGAUAUAACUCAUAAAUGUGAUAUAACUCAUAAAUGUGAUAUAACUCAUAAAUGUGAUAUAACUCAAAAAUGUGAUAUAACUCAUAAAUGUGAUAUAACUCAAAAAUGUGAUAAUACACAAAAAUGUGAUAAUACACAAAAUGAUGAUAAUUUUCAACAGAAUCAAAAUUAUAUUUCCAAUCCAUCAAAUGGAGAUAAUAAAAUAAAAGAACAAAUAUAUUAUGCACAACAUAUUCCAGGUUAUGAACAUAACAGUACAACUAACCAAAUGAUAAAUACACAAAAUUAUUCAAAUAUAAAUUUGGAUCCAUAUAUAAUGAAUAAUCAAAAUGAUAAUAAUGCUUAUUUAAAUCAAAAUUAUUUUGAUACAGAAAAAAAAAAUAAAGAGGAGAAUAUUAAUACACCUGAAACAAAUACACAUUUUAAUAAUAUACAUAUAUAUCAAAAUAAUAGUUGUAAUAUGAACAAAAUGAUAAAUCUAAAUAAUAAUAGUAAUAGUAAUUGCACACAAAAUUAUGACCUUUAUCAUAAUAAUAUAGAAAAUUUUAGUAAUACAAACUAUAAUAUUAUGAAAGAAAAAAUACAUAUAAAUAAUGACACUUCAUCAAUUAUAAAUAAUUCAAGUAUAAACCCACAAAUCAAUUUGUGUAAUAAUAAGAAGACAAAUAAUGAUUAUCAAAAUGGAAAUAUAAAAAAUGAUAAUACUAUCCCUAACAGUAGCAUUAAUAUGAAUGAAUUGAAAAAUAAUAUUCAAGUGAAUGAUUAUUAUACCUCUAAUAUGUACAAUAAUAAUAAUAAUAAUAAUAAUAAUUUUAUCAUUUCAAAUAAUAAUCUUAGUAAUGAUAAUAAUAAUUAUAUGAAUGAAAAUAAUGUAUAUUCACAAAUAAAUUGUAAUAAUUAUAUCCCAUAUAUAGACUCACAUAUAAACAAUGAACUUUAUUAUAAACCCACAAUAAAUAAUCAACUAAACACAAAUUGUAUAAACAAUAAUAUAUCUAUGGAUGAUAAUGUAUAUGAUAGUAAUAGUAUUUCUAUGCUUAUAAGUGAAAACAAUAAUGAAAAUAGAAAUUGUAAUAUUACAAAUGAUAUGUAUAACAAUAAUAUUAGUAAUAAUAAUAAUAAUAAUAUUGAUAAUAGUAAUAAGGGGUGCUUAUAUAUUCCUAACCAUGAAUUAUACAAUUCCAACUACAAUAAUACUCAGAAUAUGUCUUCAUCUAAUGAACUUCCUCCAAUGAAAAACUAUAUGAGUAAUAAUUUUUUAAUUAAUGGUCAUAAGGAAGAACAUAUUAUUGAAAACAAAUCAAAGGAAGAAACAAAUAAAACAAAUAAAACAAAUGAACAAGUUUAUAGGUCUUUGUUGCAAAAUAAUACACUUAUUUUGAAACAAAACGAAAUAGAUGAAAAUUGCAUAAGCACAUCAAAUCAAAACCUUAACAUUACAAAAGAUAUGGACAGUAUGGACAAUAUGAAUAAUAUAAAUAAUUUAUACACACCUUAUCAUAAUAAUAUACUCAAAAAUAAUGACAUUCAAUUUUUAAAUAAUAAUAAUACAGAGAUCAUAACAAAACAUGCAUGUGCACAUCCUUCAAAUGAAAUAAAUAUACAUGAAAAUAUAGAUACACAAAUGAAUAUACGAAAAAAUGAAAAUAAUAAUGAUAUAAUUAUUAACAAACAACAAAAAGAUAUAUCAACAAAUAAUGAACAAAACGAAAAAUAUAAUUACAAUACCACUUUUAUUAAAAAUGAAUAUAACAUAUUAGAUAAUCCAUCAACAAAUAAGAAUUAUAAACAAAAUUUAGAUUUAAAUAUAUCUUCAUCUCAUAAUACAAAUGAUCAUAUAAAUAAUUAUCACGACCAUAUUCAUAAGACAAAUAAAAUUCAUAAAUAUGAAGAAGAAAAAUAUAAAGAUAUAAAUAUAUAUAUAAAUAAUAUGAACUCCAAUGAUAAAAACAAUAACCAUAAUUUUACUAAUUCCUAUUUUGACUUAAACGAAAAUAAAAAACAAACCAAUAUAUUUUAUCAUGAUAAUAAUUCUUUAAAAAAUAUAUCAAAUGAAGAAUUAAUAAAUACAAAUCAAUAUAAAUGUAUAAAUAAUACUAUAGAUAAUAAUAUUAAUCAUAAAAAUGGUUAUAUAGAAUUAAAUGAAAUUAACAAUUCCAUUACAAAUAAUGAUGAGAAAAUAAUUACUCCAUAUUUAAAUAAUGGUGUUAUACAAAAUGGUCUGUCACAUGAUAUUCUUGAUGGGAUGAUUUCUAUAAACACACACAAUAAUAAAGAAUAUAACAAUAAUAAUAUUAAUAUUAAUAGUAAUAAUAAUAAAAAUGAUAACCACAAUAAUAAUAAUAAUAAUAAUACCAAUAAUAAUCCUAACAAAUAUGUAAAUACAUAUAAUAUCAAUAACGAUUUACAAAUAAAUAAUAACAACUAUUCUCAUAUCACAAACGAAAAAAAUAUGUAUCAAACAUUUAAUGAAAAUAAAAUCUUAUAUAAGCAUUAUUCAAAUAAUGUUCAUAAUAAUAUGACCAAAAAUCAAAUACAUGAACAAAUGAAUAUUCAUUCAGACAAUAAAUAUGAAACCUGUUCCUUACCUGAAAAAAAAAAUAUAUAUGAACCAAAUUCAUCAAAUUAUUUGUCAUAUGUAAAUAAUCAAACAAAAGAAAUGAAUUCAAAUUAUAAUGUUAACAAUUCGCAGUGGAAUGAUUCCUAUAUAAAUGACAUACAACAUGUAAAUAAUAAUAUUAUAAAUGAAGAAAGAAAUAUUUUACCCUAUCCUUUAAAUAAUGAAAAUAUUUUAAAUGAACAUAAUAGUAAUAUAUUAUAUCAUGAUAAAAAUAAUCAACAUGAUAUAAGAACAUAUUACAAUGAUUCAACUAAAAUUACAAACAAAUUAAACAUUGAAUAUUCAAACAAUGAAUUAACAAAUGAUGUAAUUAAUACAAAUAAUGAAUAUACAAUAAAUUCGAGAUAUCCAAUAUAUCAAAAUUAUUUUUCUAUUACUGAUAAGGAAAAAAUGAACUGUCCUCAAAUUAUAGGAAAUCAUAAUUUUAAUAACAAUCCUGAAUAUGUCAUUCAAAAUGAUCAUGUUAUAUCAGAUGGUAAUAAUAAAAAUGAUCCUAUUGAAAAUAGUAAUAAUAUAGAAAUAUUUAAUAUUGAACAAACAAAACAAGUAAAGCACAAUGAAAAUGCAACACACACAAAUAAUAAUAAUAAUAAUAAUUUAGUUCAUAAUAUGGAAAAUAAUUAUAAUACAGAUAAUUUAAAUAUUUCAUAUAAUAAUUACACUAAUAAUAAUAUGUAUAAUCAUAAUAAAAAUGAUAAUGUUAAUAUUAAUUAUAUGCCACAAAAUUAUUACCACAUAAAUUAUAAUAAUAUAGAAGCUUCUGACAAUAAUCAGCUAAUCCAAAUAAACAAAUAUAAUAUAAACACACAAAUUGACUCAUACAAGGAUAAAGACGAAAAAAACAUCCUUUCUAAUAAUAAUAUAAAUAACAUGAAUAAUGAUAACAUAAAUCCUGAUAGUUAUAAAUACUUAUGUAAUAAUAAUAAUAAUUAUUAUAAUUGUUUUCAGAACGAUGAAUAUAAAUAUAAUGAUAAAAAUUGUAGUAAUAUUCAAAACAAGAAGAAUAAUAUAGUAAAUGAUAAUAUGUCUAAUAUUAUUAAAUCACAAUAUAAUAAUACGAAUAAAAACAUGAUAUUAGAACAAUAUAAUAUAAAUAUGUAUGAAGAUAAUUAUAACCAAAUGAAUAAUAAUUUAUGCCUCAUAAAAAACGAUUCAAUUAGUACCUGUUGUGAUAAUAUAAAUUAUAAUAGUAAUAGUAAUAAUAAUAAUAAAUAUAUUAACAAUGAAUUAAAUUCAAAUGAAUUCUUAUAUUAUAAAACUGAUCAGGAAUAUGAUAAAAAAAAUAAUGUGUCUGUAAUAUGUGACAAUAUGAAAGAUAAAGAACAUUAUAAUAAUUAUGUAGCCUAUAAUGCAAAUAGCAGUUAUGAAAAUAUGAAUAAUUUCUCUUCAAACAGUGUCUAUAUGAAUUAUAAAUGUCAUUCUUAUAAUAAUAAUAAUAUUCAUAAUAAUAAUAAUUGUUAUAAUUAUCAUGGUUACAAUGUAAUGAAUACUAAAUAUAAUAAUCAAGGAAAUGAUUUCACUUCUGUAGAAAUUAAUACCCAAAUGGAUAAUCCUAUUCAUAUAGAUAAAAAUAAAAAUGAAGAUAUUUUAGAAAGGGACAUUAAUGGAAGGAUAAUUAAUAAUAAUAAUGAUAAUAAAAAUGAUAAUAAUGACAAUAAUAAUAAUGAUAAUAAUGACAAUAAUAUUAAUAAUAAUAAUGUUACAAAUAAUAUAAAUUAUUUAAUCAACAUAAACAAUAAAAACCAUUUUAACUAUACAAACAACGUUGACAAUAUCCAUCAUAUUGAUAAUAAAAAUAAUUUAUGUAGAGAAGUAGAAAAUAAUCAUAAUACCAUUUUAACAAAUAUAAAAAACUUAACGAAUAAAGAGUACAUUAACAUUUGUAGCGAUCAUUUAAAUUUACUAAAAAAUUAUAACUUAAAUAAUUAUAUUCAUUUAUUAAAAUUUAAUAAGUUAAAUGAUUAUUACUAUAAUUCAAAUAUUAAUAAAAGCCAAGAUGAAUCUUGUAAUACAUUUUUACAUAACUCAUUAAAUAAUCAAUCAAAUAUAAUUGAAAAUAAUAAUAUAUAUGAAAAUAAUCAAAGGAUACAGUUAUAUAAUUGUCCAUACUUUGAAACAUAUAACAAUAAUAUUAUUAAUGCAUGGAAUGAAAAAAACACAAAUAAUACAUAUAAUAGCUCUAUACCUUUAUCAAAUGUACAAUAUAAUUGGAAAAAUCAUAUUUUCAAUGUAACACAAAAUAAUGUUCAUAUAAAUGAUAAUAAGGAAUAUAAUUAUCAUAAAUGUCCAUAUCUAUAUAAUAAUCAAAUUUUAACUAUUAAUCAUGGAAAAAAACAAACUAACGCACUUAAUUACCUUAAUUGUAAAGGCGAAAAUGAAAUAACAUAUUUCAAUGAUCUUAAUUACAAUGAGCAAAAUUUUAAUGAUCACAAUAAAAAUAAUAAUACUUAUAAUCAUGUUCAUAAUAAUAUAUAUAAUGAUGUCUAUAAUCAUAUGAAUCAAUCAUAUAUAUAUAAUAAUAUGUGUACACAUAACAAUUUUAUACACGAUUUAAUAAAAAGUAACAAAUUAAAUAAUAAUUCCAAUUAUCUAAAUAUAUUCAAUAAUAUGAUACAUUUACAAAAUUUACAUAAUGAAAAUAAUCAUUCAUCCAAAAAAGAGAAGUGUGAUCAAAGGAAACAAUGUAAUAAUACUGAUGUAGUAUGCACAUUAAAAAAUAAUCAUCUCAAUGAAAAUAAAAAUGUCAAUAUUGUAAAUGCAAUUCCCCAUACAUUAAAUAACUAUUAUAAUUUUCAUCUUUUAUUAAAUAUAUUAAGAAGAAAACAUCUAUACCAUAAUUCAUUUAAUGAACUUAUUUCAAAAAUGACAAAAAAUUAUAAUAUUAAUGGUAAUAAUAAUAAUGAUAAUAGUAACCUUAAUAAUAAUAAUAAUGUAAGAUAUAAUAAGAGAAAUUAUUCAAUAUCUUCAGUUGGUUUUAGUAACAGAAGCAAAAGAUGGACAAUUUGCCCUUCCUAUAUAUGUUGCAACAGUGCCCUAUGCAGAUUUAAACUAACAUGUAACUUCAAAUUUUUGCAAUUUAAUCAAGCUUACAAUACUUUUAAUAUACCUUAUGCCAUAUAUAAUUGUUACAAAAAUAUUAUGAAUAAUUAUCACUACUUCACAUCUACCUUAUGUCCACAACAAACAUACUUAUCCAAGCAUUCAGCACAGGAACAUGAAACAAUUUUUAAUGUCUAUUGGCACUUACUAAAUAAUGAAAAAUAUAAGUACAUACAAAAUAUCAUUUUAUUUUUAGACAGUAAUUUAUAUACCAGAGCAGUAUGGCUAUUAAAAAAGGGACACAAUAUGAAUGAUAUAGAAGUACAAAAAGCUGAGAAAAAAUUAAUAAAAUUAAUGCUACUUGUAUUUAAAUUCACAUAUGAUUAUAAAAAUGAUAAUAAUAAAUAUGAAUACAUAAAAUCAUUUUUAUAUUCCCUCAGAAAUAAUCAUAUCAAUUUUGAAAUUAUGAAUCGCUUUUUAUUUUAUUGA